This is a messenger RNA of Cynoglossus semilaevis (tongue sole), 5889 nucleotides long. RefSeq names its product MIB E3 ubiquitin protein ligase 2 (gene mib2). Bases 114 to 3221 code for a protein of 1035 amino acids. Gene Ontology annotation, cellular component: cytoplasm. The transcript has 20 exons. Gene Ontology annotation, biological process: protein ubiquitination. Gene Ontology annotation, molecular function: ubiquitin-protein transferase activity; zinc ion binding; protein binding. Lineage: Eukaryota; Metazoa; Chordata; Actinopteri; Pleuronectiformes; Cynoglossidae. The record is from RefSeq and is a predicted model, not a curated record.
UGUUAGGGUUCAUUCCCCUGUUAGCAGGAUGGUAGUUCCAUAGUACCCUGGGAUGUCAGACCAUCCCGUGGGCUUAGCUGUAGGAAAGAACAAGGAAAAGGUUGUGGAAAUACAUGUUUCUACCCCUGGACCUGUACAGCAGCAUGUACAAAAAUGGACUGAAAAUAAUGGGAAUUUCUCCUGAUCUGUUCCCUGAAACACCCGUGGUGCCAGCCCUUCCUGCAGUCUCAGUGGCAAAAGCUGUCCCCACCCACCAUAAGCCCCAGAAGUCCAGGAGCGACAGCGCUGCCAGGCCCCGCCCUUUGUGCUCUGCCCCAAGGCCAGGCCCUGACAAAGGCAGCAUGGAGGUGGGCAUGCGCGUGGUACGUGGCCUGGACUGGAAGUGGGGAAACCAGGAUGAUGGUGAGGGCCACGUGGGCACUGUAGUGGAGAUUGGUCGUCAGGGGAGCACAACCACCCCAGACAAGACAGUGGUUGUGCAAUGGGACAGUGGCACGCGAACAAACUACCGCACAGGUUACCAGGGUGCCUAUGACCUGCUGUUAUACGAUAAUGCGCAAAUCGGUGUCCGUCACUCGAAUAUCAUCUGUGAUAGCUGCAAGAAGCAUGGCAUUAUGGGAAUGCGAUGGAAGUGCAAGGUGUGCUUUGACUAUGACCUGUGCACCCAGUGUUACAUGAACAACAAGCAUGACCUAAGCCACGCCUUUGAACGUUACGAGACAGCACACUCCCAGCCUCUCAGUCUCAUGCCAAGACAGAAUCUUCCACGGAUUAUCCUUAAAGGAAUCUUCCAGGGUGUUAAAGUGGUUCGUGGACCAGACUGGGACUGGGGCAACCAAGACGGUGGGGAGGGUAAGGUUGGGAAAGUAGUGGAUAUUCGUGGCUGGGACACCGAGUCUGGUCGUAGUGUGGCGAGUGUCACCUGGUCUAAUGGCACCACCAAUGUCUACCGAAUGGGCCACAAGGGCAAGGUAGACCUAAAGUAUGUAUCUGACGGCCAAGGAGGCUUCUACUACAAAGAUCACCUACCAAAGCUUGGAGAACACGCAGAGCUACAACGGCAGGAGAGUGCUGAUGGACUCUCUUUCCAGCAGGGCGACAAGGUCAAAUGUCUUCUAGAAGUAGACAUCCUGCGUCAGAUGCAGGAGGGUCAUGGAGGAUGGAACCCAAAAAUGGCGGAGUACAUUUGUCGGAUUGGAACCGUUCACAGAAUCACUGACCGGGGAGAUGUCAGGGUGCAGUACAGCAACAACAUUCGCUGGACUUUCCAUCCUGGGGCCCUCACCAAAGUGAACACUUUUGGAGUGAGUGAACUUGUUCGAGUUUUGGAGGACAUGGACAGUGUAAAGAGGUUGCAGGCUGGACAUGGAGAGUGGACAGACAGCAUGGCUCCUGUUCUCGGCCAAGUUGGGAAGGUGCUAAAGGUAUAUGCUGAUGGUGAUCUACGUGUGGCGUUUGGUGCUCAGACAUGGACGUUCAAUCCAGCAUGCCUCUUGGCCCAGCCUGUGGAGGUGGAUGCUAACCUCAUGACAGCUGAAAACCCCAACGAGUCUGGAAGUACUGUCAUCUCAGUGCUGGAGAAGCUGCUGUCUCAGUCCACAGAACAGGACAACCCCAGCCGGUUGGUUAUUGAGGCGGCGCACGGCAGUGCCAACAAAGUGCGAGAAUUGGUGCAGAAAUAUCCUGACAAGGUGGAUAUAAAGAACCAGGGAAAGACCGCACUGCAGGUCGCUGCCCACCAAGGCCAUGUGGAAGUGGUGAAGGCCCUGCUGCAGGCCAAUAGUUCCGUUGAGGUCAAGGAUGAAGAUGGAGACACAGCAUUGCACUACACUGCCUUCGGGAAUCAGGCAGAGAUUGCCCGAUUGCUGUUGAGCAAAGGGGCAAAUGUCAACCUCCUGAACAACUCCAUGUGCACAGCACUGCACAUUGCUGUCAACAAGGGCUACACUGACGUUGUGCGGGUACUGACGGAACACUCGGCUGACGUCAAUCUCCAGGAUUCGUAUGGGGACACGCCCCUCCAUGAUGCAGUCGCUAAAGAUUUCCGAAAUAUUAUCGAGAUCCUGGUUGUGGUGCCCAAUAUUGACUUUACUCAGCAGAAUCACAGAGGCUUCAACCUCCUGCACCAUGCUGCUCUUAAAGGAAACAAACUGGCUACAGAGAAGAUUCUGGCCCGAGCUCGACAGCUGGUUGACGUCAAAAAAGAUGAUGGCUUCUCAGCUUUGCAUCUGGCUGCACUGAACAACCACAGAGAUGUUGCUGAGAUACUCAUCAAAGAGGGUCGAUGUGACAUCAACAUCCGCAACAACAGAAACCAGACGCCACUGCAGCUGGCUGUGACGCAGGGCCACACCGAGCUGGUGCAGCUCCUGGUGGCUGAGGGUGCGGAUGUCAACAUGGAGGACGAGGACGGGGACACAGCCAUGCACGUGGCCCUGCUUCGUCCACAACUGGCCAACGUGAUGCUUAGCCCCCCAGUAGGAACCAGCAGCACUGAGGAGAGCAGCGAGGGCUGCUCCUCUACAUCACUCUACAGCAGGCUGAGUGCUUCAGGUCUUCUGGGAAACACAGAGCUAAGUGUUGGGGCAGCCAUCGCCUGUUUCCUAGCACAAGAAGGCGCUGACAUUAACUACGCCAACCACAAGGGCAAAAGUCCGCUGGACCUGGUGUCAGACAGCACAAUGCUGCAGCUCAUUAAGAGCUUCUCCGAGAAGCACAGGUUGCAGCGUCUGCAGGCCAUCACAUGUGGACAGGGUCUAAGCAGUGCUAGCAUGCGGAGGGUCCACACUACACCCAACACUAUGACCAACCUGGUUCUUCCCACACCGCCAGGGCCCAGUGAAUGCCUCAUCUGCUCUGAGCUGGCUCUGCUGGUUCUCUUCUGUCCCUGCCAGCACAGUGUUGCUUGUGAAGAAUGUGCUCAUCGAAUGAAAAAAUGCAUCAAAUGUCAAGUCACAAUCACAAAAAAAAUCAGACAAGAUCAAACAGAAGUGGAUUGCAGUCCUGGUAACGAGAACUCGGAGCAACACAACCUGCUGGAGCAGCUGCAGUCUCGCUACCGGCAGAUGGAGGAGAGAAUCACCUGCCCCAUCUGCAUCGACAACCACAUCAAACUGGUUUUCCAGUGUGGGCACGCGUCCUGCAUCGACUGCAGCGCAGCUCUCAAAACCUGCCCCAUCUGCCGGCAGCCCAUCCGUGAGCGCAUACAACUGUUUGUCUGAGCGUCACUGUCCUCAGUAGGACGUCUGAGGGGAGAGCGUUUGGAGUAAGGGGGGGUGGAUGUCGCUUUAGCAGACGUCGUACCAGCCUGUCGCUCUCUCCUGCUCAUCACCGCCAAACACAAUCAAAUACUCUGUCGCUUUUAUUAUAACAAGCUUUGUUACACAGUCCUCUCUUUGUUACAUUUUGAUCCGUUCUCUCCUGAAGAAGCGUGAACAGAAAGGUGUCAACCACGUUAACUGUGGUUCAGCUCCAUAAUGAGCAAACGAAAUAGUGAGUUUUGAUUACACUGGAUGGGGCAAUAAAGAUGGGGCGAAUAAAAAAAAAAAAAAGAUCUCCUGCAUCUUCUCCAACCUCCAUAAUUUGUCUAAUCUUUGCUGCUUUAAAUGGAUGUCUGUUACCCAUCAUCCUCUCUGGCCCUUUGGCCUCCUCUGUUUACAAGGCUUCACAGAAUCAGUUCUGAUGUUCUGGAGUUUCGCGCCCUUGGCCUGUCCUGUGAAUUUAGUUUUCUCUCAUUUGUAUCAAUCUCUUUAAUAAUCAGUGUUAGUCUCUGCAGAGAGAGUUGGUAUAAUUUAAUACUCUCUCCAUAGUCCCCAGACACUCGCCUGUAUGCAAGGGGAAAUACAAACUAUAUAUGCAUGAGUAUAUGCAUAUUUGUAAAGCUGAAAAUGACUGUGUCGUCAUGGGUGAUUUGUCGUUGUUGUUGUUUUACUUCUUUAUGGUUACAUUUGUGGUUUUUAAUGUACCGAUCAAAGACGAUUUUUUUUAUUUAUGUGUGAACGAUGGUAUUACUUAAUAAUGUCCUUUCCUCCGUUAGCGUUUGCUUGGCAAAUGUGUUCCUGUUUCUACUGAACUUCACCCCAAGCCUAUGUCCUUUACUCAGGGUAUCAAACUAUUGAAAGCACUUGUGAUAUCCAUAAAAUGUUUAAAAAGCCCCCCCCCCACACACACACACACACACACACACACACCAACCAUUACAGAUUAAAAAGUGAAUCAUUAAACACAAACAAGAAUCAUCGACACUUUUCCAAAUGUUAUAUUGAAAAACACAGUGUUUCCAUAUAUGUAUAUAUAUAUAUAUAUAUAUAUGUGUGUGUGUAUAUAUAUGUGUGUGUAUAUAUAUAUAUAUGUGUGUGUGUAUAUAUAUAUAUAUAUAUAUAUAUAUAUAUAUGAUAAAACUUUGUGUGUGGACUGUGUUUGUUUGACCAGUAAGGGCUGUCACUUUUAAUUUGAGUUUUCUUCAUUUAGGUAUGCUCUUGGUCGCACGGCAAAAGACAAGCUCUCUGGCCAACAAUGCCUCUGCGCCUGCAGGAGAAUUGUUUUCCUUCUUCAACUAAAAUGUCUUGCAGUGGCCAAGCAAAUUAAACGAUCCCUCUGGCAGCCAGAUACAACACAUGGCUCCAUCUUAAAGCUCUUUUAAACAUGACUUUUAAUGCUUUUUAGGGCUUUGUAAAUUUGGAUUUUCUGAAAAGUGGCAGCCUUACCAUAACCUACCAAGGGAUAGGUAUGCACAGAGGUCCCAAUCAGUACCACAUUUAUACAAAAACUCAAGUUUUGUUAUUUAUCAUUCAACAUAAUGUUAAAUACUGAGUCAGAAGGACAAAACAAAUCAAUAAUCAAUGUGUUACAUCUGUACUUAAAUCAUUUUCCCUUUCUUCAUCAGAAUCUAUUCAAAAAGUCUUGGAUUGUACAUCAUUUUCAUCUUUUCUAACAACUUGGUGUGUUUUCUUGAAGGGCUUCUGCAUAUGUGAAAAAAAUUGUAUCUACUUAUAAUCUUAAUUUAAUUUUUAUUUACUACACAAAACUACCACAGACAGGAGUGAUUUGUUUUCGGUCUUUAAUAAAUCCCGAAUUCUGGGAGAGCCAAUGUUAUUAAUGUACAUUUGAAUGUCCGGGUUGAAAAAUGUAUCCUGUCUCACUCUGCCUUUUUAUGUGUACAGAAAAAUGAUGUAAGAGAAAGAACUGGAGAGACAGAGAUGCAUUUCCCACAUGGUUUUAUUCUGAAGAAAGAAAGCUUUUACAUCAGUGCCAAAAUCGCAUGAGGACAUGCAUGGGCAUGGGCGCCCGAAAUUAUCUAAAUACCCCACUAGGCUCAAGUGGGGGUUUCGUUAUUGAAGCAGUGUUAAGUUCAACUUAAAGAAAAACUGCUGGCAUUGUUUUGUGUCUAGUUCAGAAGCAGAUAAGCAGUCAGUUACAGUUCUGACAUUAGCUUUGGGCUAAAGGUGUUAGCAUUCUAAUGUUAGCUGUAGACCUCUGAACUCUCACAUGUUCUGAGUGACAGAUGACACUAUUCUCACUUUAACAUUAGUGACCCAUAUUGUUUGGAGCUUUUACAGUACAUAUAAUUAUUUUGUGUGAGACAGUAAUUGUCGAGCAUCAGAUUUUUACGUUGAUGGAAUCACAGGUAAAGGCAAUAACGUUUCAGAAACAUGGGGAAGAUGUGAAUUUUUUUUCUCCCUCUUACGGAGGUUGCUGCAAAAGUGAGAAAAAACGAUUUUUGUAUAAAUCGCAGUCAAAGCAGCAAAUGUUACUAUUGGUGUUUGUACAGUUCAGCGCUCAAAGUUCUGGUGUUGGCCUUACUGUCCAUUCCUCCUCUGUUGAUAUUCUUUUCAGUUGUAUUCUGUACAAAAAUAUUUUGCAAUAAAUAUGGAACCAAUUUUCUAAGGA